CCACCUAAGUUUUAGUGUUCCAUUGUUUACCAAACAGAUAGGAAAUGAAAAUUGUGCUGAUUUUGAUGUGCACGGCACUGGCCGUCACCAUUGCCAUCGAAAACAAGGAGUCCCGUAUCAACGGCGGUACGGACGCUAGUCCAACUGAGUUCCCAUUCACGGUAGCGAUCCUUAUCUCCGAAGAAGAGGCGCACACUUUCUGCGCCGGAAUUCUAAUCACCCCUAAUCAUGUUCUCACCACUGCCAAUUGUGUAAUUCGGCAGACAAUGCUGACGGUCAUGUUGGGAUCAUCCGACAUCACCCGGAUGAAUCAGUUUAUACCAGUUACCCAGAUUAGGCUGCAUUGGAACCACAGCGCGACGGUUAUUAGCCGAGCUGAUCUUGCGAUCCUUACUCUGGCUCGGGCCGCCAACUUGGGAGAUACGGUAGCUGUGGCUCGGUUGCCUCGGUGGUCCCAGGUAGGAGAAACGUUCAACGGUUUUGGAGCCACGGUCGUCGGUUGGGGUAUGACCGGUCAUCGGGAAGACGAAACCAUUCCCUUGCAAAAUCUGCAGGUCGUUAGAAAUCCGAUCAUCAGCAACUUUGUCUGUGGACUUUCCCAUCUGUUCCUUCAGGAUGAACACGUCUGUACUUCUGGCGAUAACGGCGGUCCCUGCGAUGGUGAUGAAGGUGGUCCGGUGAUGAUCACUGAGAACGGCGAAAUGACGGUGAUCGCUAGCCAUUCAUUCCACUUCGGAGGCAUCGGAGGAUGCGGUCGUGGACGAUCCUCAGUUCAUACCCGACUUACCGAACACCUGGAUUGGCUGGUCGAGCAUACAGGUGUUUACAUCAGACCUUGAGUGACGUGAGUGAUCGCUCAAAUCAAGCCACAUCGCACCAAUA
Messenger RNA from Ochlerotatus camptorhynchus, 882 nucleotides. RefSeq names its product brachyurin-like. Lineage: Eukaryota; Metazoa; Arthropoda; Insecta; Diptera; Culicidae. The transcript is spliced from 3 exons. Gene Ontology annotation, biological process: proteolysis. The coding region runs from base 45 to 839 and encodes 264 amino acids. Gene Ontology annotation, molecular function: serine-type endopeptidase activity. The record is from RefSeq and is a predicted model, not a curated record.